This is a messenger RNA of Cutaneotrichosporon cavernicola, 453 nucleotides long. RefSeq lists its product as uncharacterized. The transcript has 3 exons. Lineage: Eukaryota; Fungi; Basidiomycota; Tremellomycetes; Trichosporonales; Trichosporonaceae. Bases 1 to 453 code for a protein of 150 amino acids. The record is from RefSeq and is a predicted model, not a curated record.
AUGUUCGCUCUCGCCCUCACCAUCCUUGGCCUCGUAGCAGCUGCCCCCACUCCUGGGCUGCAGCGUUACCACCCCAACGGGUCCAACACCUACUGCCUCUCGGGCAUGGACAGCGGUUACAGCAGCAUUGACGGAUGCGGACUGGGUCUCCAGAACUUUGAGCUUGCCAGUGGCCAGCUCCGCCAGACCGACGGCGGAUACAACAUGUGCAUCUACCCCGAGGGCGAGUCGAACGGCGCCAAGGUCAAGGGCGCUAUCUGCACGAAUGCACACUCGAACUGGGCACCCGGGCCGCGCCCGGGCACGAUUGCGUGGAAGGGUGUCUGGUGCCUCGACAACUCAUGGGGAAAGCUUGAGGAGGGCAACCCUGUCCAGAUCUGGAAGUGCUCCAGUUACACCAACAAGAACCAGGUGUGGACGACGACCGCGGCUCCGGCUGGUGGGUGGUUUUAG